AUGGACCGUAUUGCGAACGCUAAUAAUAAACCUACUUUAAAAGGCGGAGAUUCUCUGGAAGAAGUAGCCGAAACGAACUCGUUCCUAGCCGAAGAUAUAAGCAAAAGUCUGGAUAAAGUAUCCAUUAAGCAGGAGAAAUGUACAAGAGAUCCACCACAAAGCAAACCUGCGAAUCCUUCCUGCGAUCCACCGAAGGAAAACGGCGAGAACGAGAACGAAAUCCUCGAGUCGAUUUCCCAAGAUCGCCCCCCAAAGUUCGCCAACAUAACCAACACAGAGAAAUUCCGCAAAGCCGAUCAAAAACUAAAGGCUAAAAUGCUAUACAAUUACCACACGUAUCUCGCUGAAAGGAGGCGCAAAUCGACGAAAAACUCGUACAAUCUGGCCCCCUUGCCCCGGCCCAUACCCAUACCCCUGGGCGACCCCGAAGACAAAUCCAACAGCGACUCCGAUCAGCCCCGGGACAUUUACACGAGCAAGUCCGGGCGACAAACGGUCAGGAAACAAUACACCGAUCUAAGCGUGACAGGCGAAGGGGACUCGGAGGAGGAAUGGUCGAGGAAGUCCACGCGCCAAUGUAAAAACAAAACCCCUUCGAAACCCGAUAAAGAGAAAGUUAACGAAGUCGCUGCGAGCAGCAGCAACACUCCCAAAUCGAAGGCUCUAAGCAACAAAGAAAUCAUCAGUAAAUCGUCGUUGUUCUCCGACGAGUCGCUCGUAACUAAAAGAAGCCCUUUCAAGAAAAAACAGGAAGCUCCUGCUGUGAAAAGUACCAAUGAAGUACCCGAGAGUACGACGACCAACGACAAAAGGUGGUUAAGCAGGAGCAAUUCGAACAUUCCAAACAAACGCCUUAGGACUGGCAAUUCCAAGGAUGCAGGAAACGAGGUGGCCCCUUCGCAAAGGCAGAAGAAAAAGCUCGAUGAAAUUAAUUGCCCGAUCUGUAACAAUUGUUUCUCAACGGACGAAAUUCAGGAGCACGCUUCGACUUGCGGAGAAUGA
Messenger RNA from Phyllotreta striolata, 1002 nucleotides. NCBI's taxonomy places the organism in Eukaryota, Metazoa, Arthropoda, Insecta, Coleoptera, Chrysomelidae. The record is from the annotation of a GenBank genome assembly.